AUGUCCGAGAACAAUGUUCGGCCGAUGACGUACGAUGAGAAACGGCAGCUGAGUAUUGACAUAAAUAAGUUACCAGGCGAGAAACUCGGCGGAGUUGUGCAAAUUAUUCAGCAGCGUGAGCCUUCCCAUCGGAAUUGCAACCCUGAUGAAAUAGAAAUAGACUUCGAAACACCUCAGCAUACUACUUUACGAGAACUAGAAAAGUAUUUGAAGUUAGUUCUGCAGGAAGCGAAAUCAAGAUGUCGCAAGUACGUGAAAAACGGUCCCAAUACCGCCAAUCGGGGUAAAUCGAGAGAAGGGUGUAUGAAGGAGAAGACGGAGGAGAUUGAAAGUCGACUUCGCGAAAUGCGGGGCCCUCCUUCCAGUGCUUCCGGUUUCCACAAUUCACAUCGUAACAAAAAGCAACACAGCUCCAAUAGAUUGAGUGCAUCGUCCCCAAGUGGGAGUGAUUCGGAGAGCACCUCAGACUCAAGUGAGUCUGAUUCGUCUGAUUCGAAAUCCGAUAGUGAGUCAUGA
Molecule: messenger RNA, 516 nt
Organism: Opisthorchis viverrini
Lineage: Eukaryota; Metazoa; Platyhelminthes; Trematoda; Opisthorchiida; Opisthorchiidae
Exons: 1
Coding region: 1-516 (171 amino acids)
Biological process (GO): chromatin remodeling; regulation of DNA-templated transcription
Cellular component (GO): chromatin; nucleus
Source: RefSeq, a predicted model, not a curated record